GAAACCCGCCGCUGGGGCCUGGGAUUUGUUGACAACUAUCUCUGGGUGACUGACGAUAUCUGCUCCUCGGCAGAUGCUCCUCGGGCUUGUAGGCCUUGCAAAUUCGUGCAGCACGUUUAUGGUGGACAUAGAGGGGACAGGCACGGAUGCAGCCCUCAUGGAACUCAGCUCGUGAACACGGGCAAGAAUAAGAAUGUAUUUUGAUCAGUAGUUGAGAAUAAGUAGGGUUGUCCUGAUUUGGAUAAAGUGAUCCCAGCAGUCUCUGAAGGGGACGGUGUUGCUGUUCCUGAGAAAUAGGCAUUUUCAGAGGUUGUAAGUGGAAGGAAGAAGGCAGAGGGGGUGGAAAGUUGGAGGACAUCACUAUUGGUUUCCGGAAUGAAGGGCUGGUGCAGGAUAACCCUUUGUGUAGCUAAACCUUGGGUGGUCCCUGACAGUGAGGGGUGCUUUUUAAAUUGCCAUUGUAGUACACCUUACGGAGACCCUGCAGCUCUGACCGCCCCUGUGCCCUUGACUGCAUUAAUUGUUCAGAGCCCAUCUGGUCAUUUUCUGGGCCCCUCUGUGUGCCCAACCCUAUGCUGGGGGUAGGGUGGGUAGUACAGUAUAUGGGGCAGAAAUAAAAGAGCCAUGGGUGUCCCUUAAGAAAAUGGCUUCUCACCAAGUGUCUGGUACACACAACCUCAGGCCCAUCCAGGCUCCCAGACCUGUCCUUGUAAGGGCCUUCUGGGUCCUAGGCCAGCCCACUGGGGCAGCAUUGCCCAGCAUCUGCCAUGACGUAAAAGGAGGGCCAGUGAGUGCCCUUAUGGUUGUACAGUGGCCAUUUUGGCAUGUGCCUCUGUUUUCUCAUUUCUCAGGAGUAGGCUGCUGCUCACCGUCAUAUGCUCAGGAUGGCUUCCUGCUCUCUGGCGGACCAGCCCUCUGGCCUUCGCUCUUGGGAAGCUGGAUGUGGCUGCAAGGUUUAGCAUGUCAAAUGUGCUUGAGAAUGGACAAAAAGAAUACCAGGCACUUUUGCAUUAGCUUCUUGAGGGCUGAGGGCAGGAAAUGUUGGCAUUGAGCAUAUGAAGGCCAUCCUCCUAUGCCAGUGUUUCAUGAUAGCAUUUGGGUGUUGGAAGCUGGUGGCAGUGAGACAUUUACACCAAGUACCAGCACACCAUGGGUCCUCACCUUCCUAGUUCAGCAGCUGUGACCACUUGGAGCCUUAGUUCCGUGCUGGGUAAAACAUUGCUCUUCUGGCCUAGGUGUGUGUGAGAUGUGAUUGGGCUGGAGUGGGCCGGGGUGGGGUGGGGACUUUGGCAGGGCUGGUGGAGUUAAGCCUUAGUACCACAAGCUGGCUGGAAACAGAAUUGCCUUUUGGUGGCAUAUGAGGUGAGGAUGCUUUGGGGGCUGGCUGGGCUUGGGGCAGGUGGCUGUGGUAGCUUCAGCCUUCUAGGUCUCCAUGUGCAGGGUCCACCUUCUGCCACAGGACAAGCUAGCAUUUAUGAGUAGGACUGGAAUACUUGGGAGUUGGGCAGUAAAGCACCUGAGUGGGAAUUUGGGCCCUUGGAGUUUGCCAUCCCAAAAGACCAAAGGCAUCACUUCCAUGGGCGAAUGAACUAUCCUGCCCCGUGGCUGCCCUGCCCUGUGAUUGACUAAAAAAGCUACUUCUUGGGCACUCUAAAAACAUUUCAAGUGCUAGUCACUGCCCUUUUGGGCACUGGAGAUACAGGAAGUUCUGUGGGGAAGCACUGGUCCACAGGCUGGGCUGGACCAGCCAGGUGAGCCCUUAGAGAGUGUUGUAGGUUGAAGUAGGCUGGGUGCUGGCAGACCCCACCCCCCCAUCCACCUUGCCAAUUCCCUAUGGAAGAUGGACAGUCUGGGUGCCCCUCUGUGUAUGUGUGUCUCUGUCUGAUGGGGUGACCUAGGCAGACUGCCAGUGGAGGGCCAGGCCUGGGGAGCCAACUCCUCCCAGAAGCCUCCCUGAUCCCAACUUUAACUUUACUUGCUUCUUCCAGCCAGGAGUGUCCUGUGCUGACACUGGAAGCAAUGCCUUGCUGUGUGAGCAGAGGCCAUGAGGCAGUGCCCCACACCCUUGCCUUGUGUUUAUGGAGCAUCUGCCUUCCUCCUUGGCUGCAGAGGGUCAGGGGGUUCACUCAGCAAGUCCUACUGGGGCCACCCGUGCCAGGGCCAUGUCAGCAGUCCUGGUAGCCACGUGGGCCUCCCAGAGCUUGGUCCCCACAGCACCCUUGCACCCUCAGUAGCUCACGGAGGCUUGGUGGUCUGUGGGUACUGGCUGCCUCUCAGGAGAGAGCUCUCGGAGGGCUGGCUUUUGUGGUCACCCUGCAGCUGGACUCCAGCCUGCUUCCAGGAGCAGAGUGGAGGACUCAGGCCACAUUCCCCUAGGUCUUCGCUCUGGUGCUUAUGAGGCUGCUUCUCUGGCAGCUUUCUUCAUGUGCCCCAUUCUCUCCACCAAGCUCCUGCCACUACUAGGUACACUAUAGGAGAGACUGACUGUCAUGUUCUGGGCUGCUCUUACUGGAAAGCCUGAUGGGUUUGCAUGUGUGCAUUCCUAAGCAAGUGCUUAAACUCACACUUGCUCUCCUCAACACAGCAGCCCUCCCCCACCCUGCUUCUGUGUGUGGCUUGGAGUGCUGGGGGCUAUGCUGCCUCUCAUAGGAGGCUCUGCUGGCCAGCCUCCCAGGUGACAGGCAUGGCUGCCAAGGCCCCAGUGUGACUCUCUGGUGUCUCUUGAGAACUUCCCUGCAGGAGAACUGCACAGGGCCUCUUGCUCCCCUGGGGCAGCUACCUCCCCAUCUUUUCAGCCUGCAGGGUGCCCGGUACCUCUUCCCUAAGUGGGCUCUCAGCUGCACCCUGCAUUGGACAAGGGUAGGCAGGGGCCUUGGGGGCACAACUCCGUUAAAGAAGGAAGACAUCCUCAGGGCUCUCUGGAGGUUCAGCAGGAGGGAGUGACCUCCCAAUCCCACCAGGGCAGGGGUGGGUGGUUGGGUCCUGUCACCUGUACCCAGCUGGCGUCUCCAGAGCUUGCUGGGGUUAUAAGGCGGCUUUUAUGGGCUAGGGGACAGGACCUCCAGCCUAGGUAUAAAGGGCAAAAAUUUCAUCCCUUUGCGUACCCUGAGGAGAGCAAAUCUGGUGCCUUUGUGUCCCUUGAGAACUUUUUGCCUCUCAGAUGGGGCUGUUGGGUGGCAGCCCUGUCUUGACAAUGGCUCCCACUGGGUGAGAGGCUCUGUCUCAGUGAUGGCCUUGGGCCUUGCUGUCAGCAAAGCCCUCAGUUUGGGGCUGGUUAGGCCUGGGUUACCUCCCGCCUGCAGGGUCUAUUUUGUCUUCCAAACUCCUGCACCAGCCUGGGUCUGGGACAGUUCAGGGGAGAGACUGGGAGUUCUUGGCAAUCCAGGGGCACCAGUGGGUGCUGACUUGUCCCAGGAUGCCUUGGGUUCAGGUGGGGGUGGCUCAGAUGGUGGUCCCUGCUUGUCCCCCAGAGCCUGCCUGGGCUUCAGCUCAUGGCCCCAAGAACUACCCCUCCAAGGGAUGACAGAGCAUCACCGCUUCAAGCGAGUGGACUCAGCACCACCUGGGAUCGUGAUGGCGGGUCUGUCUGGCCCUCACCUUCUACCUCCAUGCCCUACAUUGAGCCUGCUCAGGCUGCCCCAGCUGACGUGUUUGACGUGGUUAGCUUUUCUGACUGCCUCUAACCUUGCUGCUUUUUUCUUCAUGCUGUCCUAGGAGGUGAGAGCAAAAGUGAGUACCCACCUGUCCAGGUGCGCUGUGUUUCCCAGUGUCGGGGGAACCCUUCCCUCCCCGGUUCUCCCUGCUGAGGAGCCCCUACUCCACUGGUACAAGGCCAGCCUGCCAUGUGGGGCUGUGGUGUCCUCAUGAGUCAAGUGAAGGAGUAGGGUUUGCUGGGGGGCAGCAGCAGGGGAUACACUGUGUGGCCCUGAGUGGGGUCCUGGCCUGGACCAGGCAGGUCAGCAUGUGGCACUCUGCUUCCUGUGGGGAAGAGGUGGCAGCCCCAGGUCUCAAUGGCCCUGUCUCUUGCUGGCAGAGUCUUAGAAAUGGCUUCUUCUCCCUUAGCUGCUGCUGGGAGAGCCCCAGGAGUCUGGUUUGAGGACACGUAGGCCAGUAAGGGUUCGCAGGGCAUUGGGAUUGAGGGCCAGCUUGCUGCAGGGACUGAGCCCACCUCAGAACUGCUGGUCUGUAGGAGCCAGAAAGGUUGGAUGGGGGAACAGACAGGCCCUGCCAGGUUGGCCUACGGCUCCAGGAAGGCCCACUGCCCUCAGCAACAGUGGGUGAUGUCACAAUGCCCUGCCUGCUGGCUCCUCCUGCCGCCUCUCACCUUGACCCAGCCUCUGCCCGUCAGCCUGGCCUUGAUGAGGAGCGGGAAGACCUCUUGUGCCCUGGAGGCUGUCUGGGAGGACAAGCACAAGUAUGGGGAAGCCGAGCGGCGCUUCUACGAGCACAAGGCCACGCAAGCUGCCACCUCUGCCCAGCAGCUCCUGGCUGAGGUGCCAGCCAUGAAUGGGCCUGGUCAGGAGGACACCGAGGAUGGUGACGAGGCAGAGGCCCUUGACACCGGCUGCAGGAGCGAUCCUGGCAGGAGCCAUGACAGCAGGAGGCCCCUGCAGAAGAAGCGGAAGCGCUCCCCUAGGAGCUGGCUGGGCCGGGCAGACCUGGCCCUUGUAGGCCUAUCAGCUGACCACGUGUGGCUGGACAAGGCACUGUUCGACCAGGCAGAGAGCUCCUACCGCCAGAGGCUGGCAGAUGCGGUCGCCCAAGCAACCCAACAGCUGUCUGCAACCUCUUGGGGUCCCUGUGUCCACAGCAGCCAGGUGGCCUGCCACCAUGUGACCUGGGGGAUCUGGGUCAAUAAGUCUUCCUUCGACCAGGCCGAGCGAGCUUUUGUGGAGUGGUCUCAGGCCCUGCUGCUGGCCGCCCAGGGGAGCUGCAGACAAGGGGGUCCUGACACAGGCCAGCGGGUGGCCACCCCUGAUCUGGCCCUCCCAUCUAGCCCGCCAGCCAAUGGCCAGCCCCCGCUGGGCAGCCUACAGGCACUGGUUCAGGAGGUGUGGCUGGAGAAGCCCCGGUACGAUGCAGCUGAGAGGGGCUUCUAUGAGGCCCUGUUUGAUGGCCAUCCCCCUGGAAAGGUGCGCCUACAGGAGCGAGCUGGCCAAGCUGAGGGUGCCCGGCGGGGCCGCAGAGACCGGCGGGGCCGCAACGCCAUGGGAAGCAAGCGGGCCGUGUCACGGCGGGUCGAUGGGGAGGCCCCCUCUGCUUUGCCCUGCUGGUACUUCCUGCACAAGGAUGCAGAGGCCCCCUGGCUCAGCAAACCCACCUACGACAGCGCCGAGUGCCGCCACCAUGCUGCAGAGGCCCUACACAUGGCCUGGCGCCUUGAAGCCGCCUCCCUGGCUCACCGGCCCAGUCCCCGCUCUGGCCCAUCCAUAUCCAGCCUGAGACCCAACAGAAAAAUGGCUACAAACUUCCUAGUCCAUGAGAAGAUCUGGUUUGACAAGUUCAAGUAUGAUGAUGCAGAAAGGAAAUUCUAUGAACAGAUGAAUGGGCCUGUGGCAGGCUCCUCACAGGAGAAUGGCGCCAGUGUGAUCCUACGAGACAUUGCGAGAGCCAGAGAGAACAUCCAAAAAUCCCUGGCUGGAAGCUCAGGCCCUGGGGCUUCCAGUGGCCCCGGUGGAGACCACAGCGAGCUCAUCACCCGGAUCGCCAGUCUGGAAGUGGAGAACCAGAGCCUGCGAGGCGUGGUACAGGACCUGCAGCAGGCUUUCUCCAAGCUGGAGGCCCGGCUGAAUAUGCUGGAGAAGAGCUCACCCAGCCAUCGGGCCACAGCCCCACAAACCCAGCAUGUGUCUCCCAUGCGCCAAGUGGAGUCUCCAGCCAAGAAGGUGGCCACGCCAGCCGAGGAUGAUGAGGAUGAUGACAUCGACCUGUUUGGCAGUGACAACGAGGAAGAGGACAAAGAGGCAGCCCGACUGCGGGAGGAGCGGCUGCGGCAGUAUGCAGAAAAGAAGGCUAAGAAGCCAGCACUGGUGGCCAAAUCUUCCAUCCUGCUGGAUGUCAAGCCUUGGGAUGAUGAGACAGAUAUGGCCCAGCUAGAGGCCUGUGUGCGCUCAAUCCAGUUGGACGGGCUGGUCUGGGGGGCAUCCAAGCUGGUGCCCGUGGGCUAUGGCAUCCAGAAGCUGCAGAUCCAGUGUGUGGUGGAGGACGACAAGGUGGGGACCGACCUGCUAGAAGAAGAGAUCACCAAGUUUGAGGAGCAUGUGCAGAGUGUGGACAUCGCAGCUUUCAACAAAAUCUGAAGGCUAAUGAACAUGUGUGUGCGUGUGGCCCUGCCAUGAAUAAAGACUG
Nycticebus coucang (slow loris) is the source of this 6348-nucleotide messenger RNA. It is a transcript of the gene EEF1D, whose product is annotated as eukaryotic translation elongation factor 1 delta. The transcript is spliced from 9 exons. Gene Ontology annotation, cellular component: cytosol; eukaryotic translation elongation factor 1 complex. The coding region runs from base 4206 to 6299 and encodes 697 amino acids. Gene Ontology annotation, biological process: translational elongation. The record is from RefSeq and is a predicted model, not a curated record. Gene Ontology annotation, molecular function: translation elongation factor activity; guanyl-nucleotide exchange factor activity. NCBI's taxonomy places the organism in Eukaryota, Metazoa, Chordata, Mammalia, Primates, Lorisidae.